UGCCAUAAACUGUAAUUUUAUGAUAUUUCUGCAUUCAUAAUCUCGAUUUCUAUCACUUUGAUGUCAAUAUCGUAUAUAUUAUACCACACAGUAUGAGAGCUGUUAUCCAGCGAGUGACCAAAGCCAGUGUCACAGUUGGUGAAGAGCUGGUGAGUUCCAUUGAAAAGGGAUUGUGUGUAUUGAUGGGAAUUUCAAGAUAUGACAAACCAUGUGAAGUAGAAUAUAUGGUCCGGAAGAUUUUGAAUCUGAGAGUAUUUGAAGACGAUGAGGGGAAAAGAUGGGCCAAGAGUGUUAAGGACAGGGAACUUGAGAUCCUCUGUGUUAGCCAGUUCACAUUACAAUCCAUCCUGAAGGGUAACAAACCCGACUUUCAUGGGGCAAUGGAAGCAGACCUUUCACAACAGAUGUAUGAAGAAUUCCUAAAGCAGAUGAGAGGGGGUUACAGUCCAGACAAAAUUAAAGAUGGUAGAUUUGGAGCUUACAUGCAGGUUCAUAUACAAAAUGACGGUCCUGUCACCAUACAGUUAGAGAGUCCACUACAAGCCAAGGGACUUGUUGAAACUGGGAAAGAGGGAAAGGAUAAGACAAAAGGAAAUAAGCAAAAUGAGAAGCUAAAUAAACAGACUAAAUCGAAAGCAGUUGAUUCUGGAAGUUCACAUGAUUCAGCAGCUAAUAGGACAGAUUCAUGUGGAGUUAGUGAAGUGACGGAAAAGAUUAAGGAUUUAGAAAGUUGAUUUAUAAAUUUAAAUUUCCAGAUCUGUUUUUUUCAAAUGAUGCACAUUAUUUUGUUGAAAGGUUAUAGCU
Lineus longissimus is the source of this 804-nucleotide messenger RNA. RefSeq names its product D-aminoacyl-tRNA deacylase-like. The record is from RefSeq and is a predicted model, not a curated record. Gene Ontology annotation, cellular component: cytoplasm. Gene Ontology annotation, biological process: tRNA metabolic process. Bases 93 to 734 code for a protein of 213 amino acids. The transcript is spliced from 5 exons. Lineage: Eukaryota; Metazoa; Nemertea; Pilidiophora; Heteronemertea; Lineidae. Gene Ontology annotation, molecular function: D-tyrosyl-tRNA(Tyr) deacylase activity.